AUGGCUCCAAGCCGCUUCAAUCCAUCGCAGAUCAAGAACAAAAUAAAACGAGAUGAGAUUCAUAGAGCCGCAAAGAGGGAAAAGAAGCAGGCAAAGUUGAAGAGGCGACUUUUGCAGGCUGAGAAGGAGCGAAGUGAUCCUGAGGCGAAAAAGGAACGGUUGGCUGCGAAUGUCCCAAAGACGCAGGACAAUAUGCGCGAAUACGACCCCUCCAUGCUCACUGUCAACCCGACGACACAGAACACUACCGAAGACGCAGGACACAAUGUUGAUCCCAACCAAGAAGCGAACCUUGACAUGGACAACGAUCCGUUUGCUUCGUACUUUGACUCCGACGCCGAUCCCUCCAUUCCACCAAAAGUGUUGAUAACUACGAGCCCAAAAGCGACAAGAACGACAUACGACUUUUGCGAUGAGCUCGUAGGAAUCUUUCCCGGCGCAGAGUUUAUAAGACGGAAAAAGGGGAAAGGGUUUGAGAUUGGCGUUAUCGCUGGAUGGGCCGCUGGGAGAGGAUACGGAGCAAUGAUUGUGGUCAACGAAGAUAUGAAGAAACCGAACGGCAUCACUCUUAUUCAUUUACCUCAUGGGCCGACGGCUUAUUUCAAGCUCACUUCCGUGCAAUUGACAAAACAAAUCUUUGGACAUGCCAGAGCGACCCCUCACAAUCCAGAGUUGAUCCUGAACAACUUCUCAACACGCCUUGGACACGCAGUAGGAAGGAUGUUCCAAACACUAUUUCCAAGACUACCAGAAUUCGAGGGCCGGCAGGUUGUGACCCUUCACAAUCAGCGGGACUUUCUCUUCUUUCGACGCCACAGAUAUGCUUUCCGCUCUCCUGAAAAAGCAGCUCUACAAGAGAUUGGUCCACGCUUUACACUAAAGUUGCGGUGGCUGAAGAAGGGCCUACCUGCAGUGCAAAACCUGGGUGCACCACCCCCGAAACUACAAAUUGCAGACGAAGAAGAGGAGAAUACAAAGUUGGGAUCGAAUCCUAUUAACGCGCCUGCGACGGAUGAGUAUGAAUGGCAGUGGCGGCCUGAAUUGGAGCCAGUUGAACUGCGUAUUGCUGCGUCCCUGACUCUUUUGGACAUGACCACGUCCUCGCCACCAAAGGAAGCUCUUGCCGCACUGACGCUGAGUGCACAACCCGACGAAGAAUCGAACCCAUGGGCCGCAAAACCGACUGAGGAAACUCGUGAGGAGCCUGUAAUCCUCGCCGCGACAGGUCCGCCACCGCCUGCGGAGGAGCCAGUGUUUACACCUGCAGUCACGCCUCUUGUCGUCGAUCAGAACGUGCUAAAGGAGUUUGAUCCUCUCGCAGACAAUGAUGAGAAAGCUGCUCAAGAGGCCUGGGCAUCUGCCGAGUCGCAUCCACCUCCGAAACCAGAACAGCCCGCUAAUAUGUCUGCACCACAGACACCUAUACAUUCCAAACCUCUCCCAGCAGAUCCCGAAAGUCCUACGAAAGCAGCGCCAACUUCAGCCUCUGCGUUCACCAACACUUUCGCCAACCUGGCCCGAACGUUUUCGCGGCCGCGCUCUUCUGGACCAGACACCAUUCCAUCGUCCAAUCCUCGUACUUCUGUAGAGAUCGGCAGGCCUGCCACUCCGCAGACACCGGUCCGAUCCGAUUCGCGAGCCAAACCUGCAGACGGCCAGUUUGAUUUCCAACGGUUUCUUGACCAGCUCAAGACGAAAAGUGCCGAGCCAGUUUCACAAUAUUUGAGAAGCUUCCUGAAUCACUUUUCGAGACGGACGUUUACUGUUCAAGAUCAAGUGAAGCUAGUGCAGCAGUUCUUGGCGUUUAUCGAACCAAAGAUGCGCGAGUGUAGCGUUUGGAGGAGAGAAACAGAAGAAGAGUUUGAAAACUCGAUGGAGGCCAUGGAGAAGCUCGUCAUGAAUCGCGUUUAUGACUAUACAUUCACACCUCAAGUACACGCAUCAGGACGACAGAUUACGACUGACGACCUCGAAAAGGACCACGUACUCUCCCAGCGUAUUCGAUUAUUUGGAUGGGUCACAGAGAAGCAUCUCGACAUCCCGGUAGGAGAGAAUAAUCAGGGGUUUCUCAAUUUUGCAGAGCAAGAGCUCCUAAAGAUCAACCAUUACAAGGCACCUCGCGACAAGAUGAUAUGUAUAUUGAACUGCUGCAAAGUUAUAUUCGGUUUACUGCGUCAGCUGAAGAACGAACAAGGAGCUGACGCAUUUGUCCCUGUCCUGAUAUUGGUCGUCCUUCAAGCAAACCCGGAGCAUCUCCUCUCAAAUGUUGAAUACAUUCAACGGUUUAGGAGCCCAAGCAAAUUACAGAGUGAGUCUGGUUACUACUUGUCGAGUCUAAUGGGAGCGGUAUCUUUCAUCGAAACAAUGGAUCAUACUUCAUUAUCCAACAUCACCCAAGAGGAAUUCGAGCGCAACGUGGAAGAGGCAAUCCAGAAUCUCCCUGAAACUCCCAAUGUGAUUCCUCCGACACCAUCCGAGGACUAUAAUGACGGUCUGCCGGAGCCACCAAAGACUCCAAGUGCAGCACCUGCACCGGGCGAAGAAUCCGCUGAUGCGCUCCAAAUGCCAACCCCAGCAUCCGUCGCGGAGGAUACCAGAAAGUUUCUGCAGCGUACAGGGACACUAGCACAGCAAACAAUAUCGAAACCAUUGAAUGCGAUUGGCAAGCUUCUGAGCGAAGCUCUCGAUGGCCUUGACGACGACAAUAAUAACCGGAGACGAGGUGAAUCGAGUCAAUGGAACAACCCUGAACGGAUACAACAGUACGCCGAGGAUCCUCGUACUCCCCAACGGGGAACUGCGCCGGUCCCCAUCAUGCAAGCACCAUAUAAGACCCGAGUUCGACCGGGGUCUUCAACACCGUCCCCAAGUCAUACACCAUCUGGACCUCCAGCUCUACCACCUCGGCGAGGACCAGAUUACUUUGCACCGUAUCCAGGUGUAACGGCAGAGCAUCGCGGGACGCCAUCGCCAGAGGAUCAGAAUCGGAACCUCGCAGCCGAAAUAGGAGCCAUCGAAGAUGCUCAUAGACAAGCCGCACACGAGACCAUUGUUCAGAUAUUCCCCACGGCAGAGCCGGAAGUGAUCGACAUGGUUCUCGAAGCAAAUGGGGGCGAUCUGGGUCGAACGAUAGACGCAAUUUUGGAGAUGAUGUCUAGUGGUUGA
Serendipita indica DSM 11827 is the source of this 3165-nucleotide messenger RNA. Lineage: Eukaryota; Fungi; Basidiomycota; Agaricomycetes; Sebacinales; Serendipitaceae. The record is from the annotation of a GenBank genome assembly.